CAGAUGACGGUUACCAGGCAACGGCAGACGGUUACCAGGCAACUGCCGCGGAGGUUACAAGCUCCCAGGCGCCGCGGACCCCCCGCUGCGGCAUGGCUGACGAGGAGAACCCCAGACCGCUGGACGUGCGGUGGCACAAAACCGACCUGAGCUACAGGAUCAGCUACUACACCGCAGAUCUCACCCGGGAGGAGGUGGACACGGCCAUCGCAGAUGCUUUCAGUGUGUGGGAGUCCGUUUCCUCGCUGCGCUUCAUCCGAACGUUCGGCCACCCGGACAUCGACCUCUCCUUCGUGUACGGCGAGCACUUCGGCGACGCCGAGCCGUUCGACGGGCCAUCAUCGGGGACAGGCGGCGGGAACCUGGCGCACGCCUUCCCGCCCGACAUCGAGUCCGAGCUCCGGGGAGACGUCCACUUCGACGACGCCGAGAAAUGGACGAUGGACAAGACGGAAGGUAUAAACCUGUUCCAGCUCGCAGUACACGAGAUCGGCCACAGCCUCGGUCUGAGCCACUCCCGUCAGCACAACUCCGUCAUGUACCCAUACUACCUCGGGCUCCGACGUCACUUCCGGUUACACCGGGACGACAUCCGGGACAUCCAGCAGCUGUACGGACCUCCCCGGACGGACACAAUCGACACCCGUUCCGGGUCAGGACCCAGCAGGUACGUGCACCGCUCGGCGUACACGGCGCAGCCCUGCCAGUGCCCGCUGGGGGUGCCGGACCUGGGGGACUCGGGGCCGGCCUACCCCGACCCCCCCGGGAAGAUGCACAUCUGCACGGCGGCAACUGACAUCGACACCAUCGCCCGCAUGGGCACGGAGACCUGGGUCUUCAAAAACAGGUAUUUCUGGCGAGGACCUGACGGGAAGAACGGGCCUUACGUUAUCAGCGACUUUUGGCGGGGACUGUCCGACCACACGAGCCACAUCGACGCCAUAUAUCAGAGGGAGACGGACCAGAAAGUGCUCAUCUUUCAAGGACGUCACUACUGGGUGUUCCACGUGAACAAGCUGGAGAGCGGUCCGCACCUCAUCAUUAACCUGGGCCUGCCCAACUACGUGGACGCCGUGCUGACGUGGGGCGGGAAUACUUACUUCUUCAGGGGAAGGCGUUACUGGUUGUACAAUGAGAAGGAGAGACGACUGGACACGCGGACUCCCAAACCCAUCCGCAGGAUGUGGAAGGGGCUGCCGCAUGACGGCGUGGAUGCUGCAAUUCGGCACGACGACGGAGCGCUGUAUUUCUUCAGCGGAACCCAGGUGUACAGAAUGGACGAACAGGAGUUGGAGGUGACGCGGGGGUACCCCAGGGUAGCGGCCUUGGACUACUUUAGAUGCCCGCCGCCUACAAGCAAAGGCCACAGGGAAUUUCGCUUCCCGGAUCCUUGACGAACAGACAUGCAGCUAGUUCAAGUUUAAGUUCUUUAUUCAUGAUGUAUAGGGAGCCCAUACCUGUUUAUUUAGCCCUUAUUAGGCAAUACAGCAGUUGUCUUAUCUCUGUGUUCAACUUCCAUAUUCUUUCUUAUUGGCAAAUACACAGAGAGCUUCCCUUAAAGAACAGACCCACAGCUAGUUCAAUUUCAAGCUCUUUAUUCAUGUACUGUAUGGUGUAUAGGAUGGCGCCCAUACCUAUAUAUUUAGCCCUUAGGCCAUACAGCAGUUGUCUUAUCUCUGUGUUCAACUUCCAUAUUCUUUCUUAUUAGCAGAUACACAGAAAGUUUCGCCUUCUUGACGGAUAGACCUGCAGCUUGUUCAUUUUCAAGCCUUAUGGUGUAUAGGGUGGCGCCCAUCCCUGUUUAUUUAGCCAUUAGGCCAUACUUCAGGGGCUACUCCACUGCGUUCAACUUCCGUAUUCUUUCGCAUUAGCAAAUGCCAUAUAUAGAUUUUCGAUUCCCGGUGCCUUGACUAACGGACCUGUAGAUAGUUUGGGUUCAAAUUCAUUCCAUUUAUAUGUGCAUGUUCCUAGUGGUGUAUAGGGCGGCGCCCAUUUCCAUUUCCUGGCCCUUGGGCCGCACAGCAUGGAGAAGUCUCUUGUACAUUACCAGAAACCAGAGUAUCACGUUUCAAGCCUCCUUCAAGAACAUAUCAUAUGAUAUGUCUGACAUAUCUC
Molecule: messenger RNA, 2115 nt
Organism: Branchiostoma floridae (Florida lancelet)
Lineage: Eukaryota; Metazoa; Chordata; Leptocardii; Amphioxiformes; Branchiostomatidae
Product: matrix metalloproteinase-16-like
Exons: 8
Coding region: 93-1394 (433 amino acids)
Biological process (GO): collagen catabolic process; extracellular matrix organization; proteolysis
Cellular component (GO): extracellular matrix
Molecular function (GO): metalloendopeptidase activity; zinc ion binding
Source: RefSeq, a predicted model, not a curated record